Messenger RNA from Colius striatus (speckled mousebird), 4559 nucleotides. It is a transcript of the gene SSPN, whose product is annotated as sarcospan. The transcript is spliced from 3 exons. The record is from RefSeq and is a predicted model, not a curated record. The coding region runs from base 110 to 886 and encodes 258 amino acids. Lineage: Eukaryota; Metazoa; Chordata; Aves; Coliiformes; Coliidae. Gene Ontology annotation, cellular component: sarcolemma; dystrophin-associated glycoprotein complex.
CCAAGAACGACUCAGCCAGCACAAAGCAAAACUUUGGGGGUCAAAAAAAACUCACACCCCCAUCGGGCGUGUGCACACACACACACAUGAAAACCUAAAGUUCAUCGGCAUGGGAAAGGAGGAGGAGAAGAAACCCCAGCACAGCACGUCCCUGAAUAACCAGAGCCAGACAGGGAAGGCACCCGAAGGGAAGAAAAGCGGCAAUUCGAGCAAGACGCAGGAGCUCGCGAUGAAGAAGAAGAAGCAGAAGAAAACCAAGAAGGAUCCAAAAACUGGCCAGGAGGAGGAAUCCCACACUUGUUGUGGCUGCCGUUUCCCACUGCUGUUUGCUUUGUUGCAGCUGGCAUUAGGCAUCUCCAUAACAGUGCUGGGCUUCCUUAUGGCAGGCAUCAGUUCUUCUCUGCUAGUCAGAGACACUCCAUAUUGGGCUGGGAUAAUUCUUUGUGUGGUGUCCUUAGUGGGAUUUGUUAUGCUUUGUAUUUCAUACCAACCUGAUGAGAAGACGUGUGUGCAGUUCACAGUAAAGCUGAUGUAUUUUCUCCUGAGUGCCCUGGGUCUGAUUGCCUGUGUUUUGGCAGUGGCUUUUGCUGCACACCAUUAUUUGCAGAUGACAAAGUUUACCUGUGACACCAUCCUCGAGUCCUGCCAGUGCAAACUGGACAGUGUGGACCCCCUUGGCAGGACCUUCCUCUACCAGGAUGCAGCUGACUGUGGCAGCCUCACCAGCAUGCUCAACCUGUACUUACUCCUGCAGAUGGCCCUCAACCUGGUCACAGCCCUGGUGUGCCUGUUGGCAUGCUUUGUGAUGUGGAAACACAGAUACCAGGUCUUCUACGUGGGUGUGCGGUUCUACCCUUUAACUGAAGGCCAGCAACAGAAAGUAUAGGGACUGGGCUGGUAGGAGGGUUGUAGCCAGGGAAUGAAAAUGUCAGCAUGCUAUCACCACAGACACCAUGGAGGGAUGAGUGUUUAUAUGGUUUUUGACAAGGAAAAACAUUCACACGGUUUUAAUGAAUAUAUUUUUCAAUCAUUUAUGGAGCAUUUAUCAUAAUGGCUGCUCUUGCAAAAGGUCUCUUGUGAGAUUAUGUAGAAAUCACAAAGUGCUAAAGAUGCAGCUGUGGAAAUUCUCACCAAAGAGGAUCUUAAAUAGCCAUAGAGAAAAUGAGAGCUUAAAAAAAUCAUUGGUAACUCAUCUACAGGGCUAAAGCCAUUAAGAAAUUGGGUCCGUUUCCCUCAUCGGUAGAUACCUGUUCUUGCCUUCAGAGAAGCUAUACUAAUUUCUACCAGGUAAAGAUCUGGUCCAAACUGCUUAAUUAUAAUUAUGCUGAUCAUGCUUAGAGAAUAUGUUGUGUCUUGGAUGCUCUUAGUAUAAUCCAUGCUAACCUGAUGGGGAUUUACCGUACAGAAAUGUAAUAUAGAGUGGUCAAGACCUCUUCAAAGACAUGUUGAGAUGAACAACAAAGUGACUGUUCAUUCAGCAAAUAUGACAACUGCCAUAUAAAAUACACAGAAGAUUUUUUAGAGUCAUUAAUGAUAUAGGUUUCCUAAUCUAAUUACUAAUAAACAACAAUAUUGAAUGCUUUGACCAACAGUGGAUCGGUGGGUCCUGCUUGAGACCACACACAGACUUCUGAAUUAUGAGGACCCAGCACUUUGUGAGAAAAGAUCAACUGAAGAAACCUCAAGUUGCGCUCCCAAAGUAGAGGACCUCAAAUCACUAAUCACAUUGAAAACUAUGUUGACGUUGCUGUAAUUAUAGGCUCCCAAACCCAGCAUCUAGCCAGUUCCACCAAUUAUACUCUGAGCACAAAAGGCCAAAUGCAUUUUUGGUGUAACUCCUCUAAAGACAAUCAACCUUACAUACCAACAGUGGAGUUAGGCCAACAACCCUGAAAGAUAUAUCACUGCAACAAUGAAUGUUUUUAAAAUGGGGUGGAGGGAGGGAAGCAAGAAGAGACUGCUAGUCUCCUGAAGACAUGGUUUAUAAUAACGAGGGCAAGAGAAUAAGGAUUUCUUAAUAAGCAGCACAGAAUAACAAACCACAUCCAAACAGAGCUUUUUCACCCUGAAACUGUGACUCUAGAAGUGCUUCAUGUCUUAUUAGCCUUAUAUCAGCACAAGCAUCCCAGCUUGUCCCUUGACCUGUCAUUACCACAUGCACAGCACAGACUUCUACAUGUCGGAGCAAUUCUAAAUCGGCAGCAUUUUGCACUGCUUGCUGAUAUCUGUUUGUGCAAGGGCAAGGCAGCCGGUGCUCACACCCUGCCAUGACUAGGGAUUUCCCAGUCCCACACAGAGCAAGGGUGUCUCUGAGGUGGGGUGGAGUAAUCACGUCAGAAAAACGGUGCCAUAAUUAUUAGCAAGCAGGAAGCAAAUAAAAUUUCUGUAAGGCUUCAAAAAAGCAAAAUCUUUCUGAAGCAAAAAUACCCACCAGGACAUCAAAAACCCAGUAUGGCAAAAAGCUAGUUGUCUAACUAGCUCUAAUCCUACCCAAAAAUUGCCUUCCAUAUGGUGAUUACAUAUCAUCCCAGGGCUAGACCAGCAUACCUUCAGGGCCAGAAGAUCAGAGUGUUGUUGUUUCCUGUGGUCCACUUAGAGCAAUGCUCAGUGUAUGUACUCAAGUUUUUGUCAUGGAAAGUGCUUCUAGAGUAGAUAUAGCAUCACCAAGGUGCUCUCUGCCAAGCUGCAAAGUGAGGAGCUUGAGAGAAUGAAGGUUUUUGAGACCAGCUUCCAAAUGGCCCUUUUUUACGCACCUAAAAAUAUCAGUCACUAGUAAAGGUGGCUGCAGGGCACAUUUGCAAGGGUGCCUGUUUUCUUGCCGACGUGUCACCACCCAUCCAAAGUCCUAAAUCUGGCUCCCAGGCGUGCUGGGAGCAAGCUGAGACAGCAGUGGAAUGUGCAAGUGAGCUGGCAACGUAAGGCCUGAUUGGCAGCACUGGCAGGGUCGUCUGUGCGGUGACAGGAACCCAGCCCAUCACCCACAGAAUCACAGAAUCACAGAAUCACAGAAUCACAGAAUGGUAGGGAUUGGAAGGGACCUCUAGAGAUCACCCAGUCCAACUCCCCAGCUAAAGCAGGUUCAUCUUGACCAGGUCACACAGGAAUGUGUCCAGACAGGUUCUGAAAAACCAGUUUCCAGCCUGUCUCCCCUCGUCCAGCAGAGCAAGGACCUAUGCCAAGGGCAGCCUCCUGUGUCAGAUGUAUAUGUAGGGGUGCCUCUCACUGGCUGCUUGUACUCAGAUGUUGCUUUGUCUCCCAUCCCUCCACAACUCCAGCUAUGCAUUCUGUGGAAGUGUAGGGCAGAGGACACAUUCUUCCCACCUACACGACCCUUGCUGUGCUCGCUCCUCCCUCUGGCUGAAAAUGUGGACUCCCCACAAAGAAGAUAACAAGAAGCAGGAAAGGAUCCAGGGCAGUGUGAACAACAGCUGAGAUCUGGGGCUUCCUCCCACUCUUACUAUAAGCCACUGUCCCAGUGGCUGAUGAAACAAGAGCAAGUCUCUGCUGGCAGAACAGGGAAUGUUUCCCAUUCUGUCCUUUCCCAAGUGUCCUUGUUGUUCAGAAGAUAACUUGGUCUGCAGUAUUCCAGUUUAGGCUGUGCUGUGUGCAGACUGGAAGCAGGAAGCUGUUGUGGGAGAUGUCUGGCCCCCUAGCCAAGUGGCAUUUCCCCUGGAGCUGGGCUUUUGUAUUCUUAAUCUUUUGACCUCCAUCUCACCCACAUGUUUCCACUCUCUGUCUCACAUUACCUCUCAGGCACUGGGCUCCCAGAGGCUAACUCAUUAGAUGGGCUGGAUUCACCUCUGCCUUGCUCAGCCCUGGGCUUAACCUUACUGGGACUCCUCUAGAGCACAAAAGACAUGGUGGCACAGAGUCACCACAAAUGUGUGGCAACAGGGAAGAGAAGAGAAGAGAAGAGAAGAGAAGAGAAGAGAAGAGAAGAGAAGAGAAGAGAAGAGAAGAGAAGAGAAGAGAAGAGAAGAGAAGAGAAGAGAAGAGAAGAGAAGAGAAGAGAAGAGAAGAGAAGAGAAGAGAAGAGAAGAGAGACUGCUCAGCUUAGUAAGCCAUGCACCUCCAUAACAGCACAACCCUCCACUUCAAGCCACUGCCGAGUUCAGUUCACUAAUCAGUGCAUUUCAGUUUAACUUUUUUCUCUGGCAGAAAGCAACCUUCAUUAUGUAUUCUGAUGGUGUUUUAAUGCUUGAUGAAUAAAUAUGGGGUAUUUUGAUCUAGCAAAGACUAACUUCUGGAUUUCCUCUUUUUAUAUAUAUAUAUUUCUCUCAAGAGCAUGAAAUCAAAACAGGAGAGAUGAGGAAAUGGGCAUGAUAGUCUUUGUAACCGUUUUUCCCCUUGGUAUGGUUUUACAAUAUGUAUUUUGUUCAGAUCAAGGAUUUUUUUGAAAGUACUAAUUAAAGGAUUUUCACCUACUACAGCAUAUUCAGACAGCUCUCAGCCUUUUCCAGGUAUCAGAGUCCACACGGACUGCACCAGGAAAAAGACUGGGACUAAGAGGCUCAGAAAAGACAGAGGUGUUGAAGAAAGAACCAUUGUUUUUUUUAAAG